Molecule: messenger RNA, 1051 nt
Organism: Phytomonas sp. EM1
Lineage: Eukaryota; Euglenozoa; Kinetoplastea; Trypanosomatida; Trypanosomatidae
Source: the annotation of a GenBank genome assembly
CUUUGUUGCGCUUAGUUCUACAUAUAGCUAUCUCUUUUAUUUCAACAUCAGAGACUGUGUGGCACACGCAUACUCGUCUUAGUUGUGCCACUUGUUUUGGGUUUCUUUUUUUUACAUUAACAAUAGUCCGAACCGAGACAUAACAAUGUCAUAUAAUACCAACAUCAAGGCAGUAUCUCCACGAGAACAAGUAAUGUUCACCGGAUCCCCUCCCUUUGUCCCUAGUACCAAUAGCAAUCCAAUGCUGCAGAUAGGGCUUCAGUAUGGUCAGAGCAUUCUUCAUCAGGGCCUUCAACAGAGUAAAAAGGAAGUCUCACCCUACAUGCCUUUUUUUCUUACCAAUCUUCGUGCUUAUUUUCGCGUAGAUAAUGUAUAUGUUCGAUCUAAGCUAGCAAUUAUUUACUUCCCCUUUUUUCAGCGUUUCACGAGGUCUUCAGGAUGCGAAAGUAAUGGAGUCGCGACAGAUACCAUGGGCAACAAUGUGGGGUUCGGUGACGAUGCCGUUCUUAAUAACCACCAUGAGUCCACUACCAAGGCUCCACCAAUGAUCUUGCCCAUUCACAACUGCUACGCUCUCGAUCUAUAUAUUCCACUUAUGGCCGCUAUUACCUAUAUUGUUCUCUCUGCCUUUGUUUUUGGAUUGCAACAUCAUCGCUCCGUCACGCAGGAGUAUCUGUUUUCUACUGCUUCUGCAGUAGUCUUUUGGCAUGUCUUAGAGACAAUUGCGCUCAAGCUGUUUGCUCACAUUCUCCAGGUUGUGCGCUGGGUCUCUGUGCUGGAUAUGAUUGCGCUAAGUGGAUACAAGAAUGUCUUAGUGUGCACAGUUGUACUGCUGUGGCGAGUCACCCUCAUGAGUAGCUAUGCUUUUCUUAUACCUUGUCUACUCUACAUCACCGCUGCAAACAGCUUUUUUACAUGUAAAACAAUUAUACGAUUGUGUAGGCGCGAGGACGGUCGUGUGCCACCUCGGGCGCGCUUCUUCUCGUAUUUGGCUUGUGUCCUUCAGUUUCCAACCUUGAUGUGGCUCUGCAUUCGCCCCUUUGGCGUGUGA